Melanotaenia boesemani (Boeseman's rainbowfish) is the source of this 5506-nucleotide messenger RNA. It is a transcript of the gene grm1a, whose product is annotated as glutamate receptor, metabotropic 1a. The record is from RefSeq and is a predicted model, not a curated record. Bases 412 to 3924 code for a protein of 1170 amino acids. Gene Ontology annotation, cellular component: postsynaptic density membrane. The transcript is spliced from 9 exons. Gene Ontology annotation, molecular function: G protein-coupled receptor activity involved in regulation of postsynaptic membrane potential; adenylate cyclase inhibiting G protein-coupled glutamate receptor activity. Gene Ontology annotation, biological process: regulation of synaptic transmission, glutamatergic; G protein-coupled glutamate receptor signaling pathway. NCBI's taxonomy places the organism in Eukaryota, Metazoa, Chordata, Actinopteri, Atheriniformes, Melanotaeniidae.
GGGUUAAAUCGUGGUCAAGAUGAAGGGGGUGAUCAUAGUUUAUGUCCUAAAAGACGUCCUUGUGUUUGGAAAGCGCUCUGUCCGCGGUGCUGAAAUCAGGUUUCUUGCUGAUUUUCUCAAUGGACCCCCGGAACACAUGGUGCACAAUGGACGUAUUUCACAGCCAUAAUUUGUGUUUUUAAAAGACACGGUUAUUUGAUCGCUUUAACGUCUGGCUACGCAUGAUCGAGCCUCUGAUUGGUUGGGUGUGGGUUAAGUGCCUUGCUCAAAGGCAUCCAGGCAGUAUUUGAUAAGAGAGAGGUCCGCGUGGAUAUGCCCCAGGUGUCGUGCUCGCAGGUCAUGGCUGGGAUAAGCGUGGAAGCACUGACAGACAGCAGAUAAUAUGCCUGCACAGUUGGCACGGCUCACGCUAUGUGGCACAAUAUGGCACGCGUAAAGAUGGGUCUCUUCGCUCUUCUGUGUCUCUCCCCAUGUCUCUUUCACGUUCCAGUGCUCUGCCAUAGCAGCAACAUCUAUGAACGGUCGGUGGUCCCUCGCGCCGUGUCUCGCUCCGUGGCUCGUAUGGACGGAGACGUGAUCAUCGGUGCACUAUUUUCCGUCCACCACCAGCCGUCUGCUGAGAAAGUGGCUGAGCGGAAAUGCGGGGACGUCCGAGAGCAGUACGGCAUCCAAAGGGUGGAGGCCAUGUUCCACACGCUUGACCGGAUCAACUCCGACCCAAACCUCCUCCCAAACAUCAGCCUUGGCUGUGAGAUCCGGGACUCCUGCUGGCACUCAUCUGUUGCCCUGGAGCAGAGUAUUGAGUUCAUCCGGGACUCCCUCAUCUCCAUCCGGGAUGACAAGGACGGGUCCAAAUGGUGCAUUGACGGUACCCCGUCCAAUCAGCCACCACCCUCCAAGAAACCCAUUGCUGGAGUGAUAGGACCCGGAUCCAGCUCAGUGGCUAUUCAGGUGCAAAACCUGUUACAACUAUUCAACAUCCCGCAAAUUGCCUACUCUGCCACCAGCAUCGACCUGAGCGACAAAACUUUGUUCAAGUACUUCUUGAGGGUCGUUCCCUCAGACACCCUCCAGGCCCGGGCCAUGUUGGACAUUGUCAAACGCUACAACUGGACCUAUGUGUCUGCAGUCCACACUGAAGGAAACUAUGGGGAGAGCGGCAUGGAGGCCUUUAAGGAGUUGGCCUCUCAAGAAGGCCUGUGCAUCGCCCACUCGGACAAGAUCUACAGUAACGCAGGCGAGAAACACUUUGAUCGCCUUUUGAGGAAAUUACGGGAACGCCUACCCAAAGCUCGCUUGGUGGUGUGCUUUUGUGAGGGCAUGACUGUGCGUGGUCUUCUGAUGGCCAUGAGGCGACUUGGCGUGUAUGGGGAAUUCCUCCUUAUUGGCAGUGAUGGAUGGGCAGACCGUUAUGAGGUUGUUGAAGGUUAUGAGCAGGAAGCAGAGGGAGGGAUUACCAUGAAGCUGCAGUCAGAGGUGGUCAAGUCCUUUGAUGACUACUACCUAAAGCUGCGUCUGGACACCAACACCAGAAACCCCUGGUUCCCCGAGUUCUGGCAGUAUCGAUUCCAGUGUCGCCUCCCAGGUCAUCCACAGGAGAACAAGAACUACAAGAAAGUGUGCACCGGAAACGAGAGUCUGCAUGAAAACUAUGUUCAGGAUAGUAAGAUGGGCUUUGUCAUCAAUGCCAUCUAUGCCAUGGCUCAUGGCCUCCAUGAUAUGCACAAGGAGAUGUGUCCGGACCAGACGGGGCUCUGUGAAGCCAUGGACCCUAUUGAUGGCAGCAAGCUGCUGGACUACCUGCUGAAGACGUCCUUCAGAGGAGUCUCAGGGGAGGAGAUUUAUUUUGACGAAAACGGAGAUACCCCAGGCAGGUAUGACAUCAUGAAUCUUCAGAGUGUGGGUGAUGAUCGUUAUGACUACAUAAAUGUGGGCUCCUGGCACGAGGGCAUCUUAAGCAUUGAUGACAAUAAGCUUUGGAUGAACAGCAGUGAAAUGGUUCGCUCAGUCUGCAGCGAGCCCUGCUCCAAAGGACAGAUAAAGGUGAUAAGGAAAGGCGAGGUGAGCUGCUGUUGGAUUUGUACCACCUGCAAGGACAAUGAGAUUGUCCAGGAUGAAUUUACCUGCAAGGCAUGUGAGCUGGGAUGGUGGCCUGAUGAGAACCUGGAAGGCUGCCAGCCUCUGCCUCUGAAGUAUCUUGACUGGGCAGAUGUGGAAUCCAUAGUUGCAGUUGUUUUCUCCUGUGUGGGCAUCCUCAUCACCUCCUUUGUUACCUUUGUGUUCAUCCAGUACCGUGAUACACCUGUGGUUAAGUCCUCCAGCAGAGAACUCUGCUAUAUCAUCUUGGCAGGCAUCUUCCUGGGUUAUAUCUGUCCAUUCACCUUAAUAGCCCGUCCCACAGUGGCCUCCUGCUAUCUGCAGCGGCUUCUGGUUGGCCUGUCAUCUGCCAUGUGUUACUCCGCUCUGGUGACCAAAACUAAUCGAAUUGCUCGUAUUCUGGCUGGCAGCAAGAAGAAGAUCUGCACUAGGAAACCACGCUUCAUGAGCGCCUGGGCCCAGGUGAUCAUUGCCUUUAUGCUAAUCAGUGUGCAGCUAACUCUGGAGAUCACAUUAAUCAUUCUGGAGCCUCCUGAGCCCAUCAAGUCAUACCCAAGUAUACGCGAGGUCUACCUCAUCUGCAACACCAGCAACAUAGGCAUGGUGGCACCACUGGGCUACAACGGCCUGCUAAUCAUGAGCUGCACCUACUAUGCCUUCAAGACGAGAAACGUCCCUGCCAAUUUCAAUGAAGCCAAAUACAUUGCCUUUACAAUGUACACUACCUGCAUCAUCUGGUUGGCCUUUGUGCCGAUAUAUUUUGGCUCCAACUACAAGAUCAUCACCACAUCAUUCUCUGUCAGCCUGAGUGUAACAGUGGCCCUGGGUUGUAUGUUCACACCCAAGAUGUACAUUAUCAUUGCCAAACCAGAGAGGAACGUCCGAAGCGCCUUUACCACAUCUGAUGUGGUGCGAAUGCACGUUGGAGAUGGAAAGUCUGCUGCUCAGUGUGGGAGCAACAGCUUCCUCAAUAUGUUCCGCCGGAAAAAGGCUAUAUCUGGAAAUGCCAAUUCUAAUGGCAAGUCUGUGUCAUGGUCUGAAUCAGGUGCAAGACACCCUCCGAAGGGGGGGAAUGUGUGGCACAGACUGUCUGUGCAUGUGAGGAAACAGGAAGCCGGCUUGAAUCAGACAGCGGUCAUCAGGCCCCUAACUAACACCCCCGACCCCCACAGUUGUGAACCCUCCACCGGCAACCUUGGCACAGACCUUCAUCUCUCCCAAGAACCUCCUGGCACUAAGCCUCUGUGCAACCUGGCAGAGGAAGACGAUGAUGGCGAUGCACAACGCCCCCUCUGGACUUCGACUUGCUCUGAACAAACGCAAGGAUUGGAAUCUGAGUUAGAUGAACCGGCUUCUUAUUUGCCCUCUAAUUUGGGCCCCACCACAGAGCGCUUGCAGGGGGCUGUGGUGGACACACACAGCACUCAUGUCCCACUGAAUGACCUCACUGCCAGGGAGGCAAUCCCUGCCAAUGAGCCUUUGAGCUUAACACCCUCUCAGCUUCUUUCAGCCCCACAAGCAGGGGUGUUUGAAGAUGAGGGGCCUGAGGACGAGGAACUCGACCUCUUACACAGCUACAUUUACGAUGCCAAGGAGGAGAGGGAGAGGGAGGACGAGGAUGAGGAAGGCGAGGAUUUAACUCAAAACAAGCCAACUCUGGAGGAUUCCCUGGCCCUGUCUCCCCCCUCUCCCUUCAGAGAUUCUGUGUGUUCGGAAGAGUCUGUCAACGGCUCCCCCAUCAUUGAGUUGAUGCUUGGUAGCCCUCCAAGCUCAGUCUACGCCUCAAACAUCCUCCGAGACUUCGCACAUAGCUCCUCAACACUGUGAGAGCAAAACCGCCACUGACACAGCAGCUGUCAGCAUCACACAGGCAGACAUUUACACACACAGUUACACACACACAUAGUCACACAAACACAACAGCAUACCUUUACAUUUCUAGUUAUUUUUUCAAGUGAUUUGCUUGCUUGUAGGUAUUACUUUUCUUAGUAAGUGGUCAAUCAAAACUCAAAGUGGAAGUACACCAGGAAUUAUCAGUGAGUGCUUACAUAUCUGAAGGGCUGUUAGCGCACAAAGCCUUUCUGUAAAAUGUAAAACUAGGAUCAGUGCCAAAACUAGCCAGCUCUCAUGCCAAAUUAUAGUGAAUGAUAUAACACUGGGAAUUAUAAUAAAAGAUGUAGCUGUGUUUUUGGGUGGUGGCAAUACAAAGAAGUGUUCUCUGAGGGAAGGGGAGGUGGGGGGAUGAUACUACGACACAUCCACAGAUAAGACUGUACAGUAAGUGCAUUUAAUGACAGUUUGCAUCAGCUGUGCUCCCACCAAUGCACACUCACAGGUCCAUUCACAGCUGCAUUAAGAAAAAACAAAACAAACAAAAAAAAAAAAAGCUUUUUGAUUAAUUCAUUAAUUGCACCUCCACUUUUUCUCCUCUGACCUCAUUUCAUUUUAAUAUUACAAAUUAUUUAAGAAAAAUUUACCUUGGUUGAAUAUUGCGUUUAAAUGUUGAGAGGUGAGCUCACCACAAAAAUAUACUUAAUGACUUAAGAUUUUGCUGAAGAACUGCGCUGUAUGAUAUGUGAUAUGGAUAUAAUGUGCCAAUCAAAGCUGUUUUCAACCUACAUCCCUGCUUUAAAUUUUUUAUAAUGUAGCUGAUAAAGGUAAUAGUGUGAUUGUAGAUGAUGCCGAUGUUGUUUAUUCCGUUUACGCUCCAUCACAGCCCUGGGAACAAGUUUUACACGCAUGGGAUGUGAUAAAAGAGUUGCUUUUGCUCUCCAUGCUGUGUUGAUAUUUCAUGUUUUCUGGGUUUGCUGUGUCAUUGUAAUGGAAACACACAGUUUUGUAAUACUGUUAAGCCAUCUCUUGUUUUUCACACAGGUGGUAUGUUUGUAAUACUGAUCAAUGUUUCUAUAUUUAGAAUGUCAACAGAAAAAAAAAAAGACUUUAUACAUUUUGAAACUGCCCUCGAAUACUUGUCAAGUUUUGGCAGUGUUUGGUUUUCUUUUUGGUAACUUUUACGCUGAAUCAACUGUAUUCUCUUAAACACUUUUGGUUGUAUCUGUAACCAAUGAUUAGUUGCUUCUUGUAAUGGGAUUAUACUUGUUUCAGUUUUGCUUCAAUCUUGCUAUGAACUUAAGUAGAUUACUUGAGGUUAAGUUUCUUAGUUCUUUAUCUAUAAGAAUGCAAAUCAUUUCAAAGUUUGAGACUACACAGUAAAUACCGUAGUGAAACUGUGUUGUAUUUUCAAAUAUUUUUAGUCGAUUAUAGUGUAAGUUGUUUAAUGAUUUUAACCAAUGUAAAAUAAACAAGGUGCCACCUGUUUAACACUGUUGAAUCUAGAACGAAAUAGGCCUUUAUGUUUUGGGUGAGCUAAACAUGAACAAUGCUGUAAAAUAAAAAUUAUUUAUAUUAA